This is a messenger RNA of Serinus canaria (Common canary), 4279 nucleotides long. It is a transcript of the gene ESCO2, whose product is annotated as establishment of sister chromatid cohesion N-acetyltransferase 2. Gene Ontology annotation, molecular function: protein-lysine-acetyltransferase activity. The transcript is spliced from 12 exons. Gene Ontology annotation, cellular component: nucleus; chromatin. The coding region runs from base 124 to 2988 and encodes 954 amino acids. Gene Ontology annotation, biological process: mitotic sister chromatid cohesion. NCBI's taxonomy places the organism in Eukaryota, Metazoa, Chordata, Aves, Passeriformes, Fringillidae. The record is from RefSeq and is a predicted model, not a curated record.
CAACCCGGAGCCGCGCGCUGUUCACCCAAUGGCGAGGGAGCCGAGCUGAUUGACGCGGCUCUCAGCCAAUAAGAGCGCAGGGCGGGCGGCUCGAAGGCGCGAGUCUGAAGGCGGGAAGCAGCCAUGGCGGAGGCGGCGCUGAGCAGCUCCGGAACGCCCCGGAAACGGAGCCGGGAGCCCGACAGCUCCUGCUGGGAGGAAUUCCGGACCCCGCUGGGCAAACGGCCCCGAGCUGCUCCGGGAUCUGCAUCCCAGAAUUCCCCAAAUUCCAAAAAUUCCCGGAAUUCUCCCAGCCCCGAGCAGGAAUCCCGGGAGAAACCGGCACCGUCCCGGAGGCUGCAGCUCCCGGCGGGAAAUCCGGGAAUUCCGGCGGGAAAUCCGGGAAUUCCGGCAGGAAAUCCGGGAAUUCCGGCAGGAAAUCCGGGAAUUGCCAGGAAUUCCCACGUUUCCGUGGGGGCGUUCUAUGGGCAGAGGAGUUACCUGGAUCCCCUGGAGAGGAAACGGCUGCGGGAGCUGCUGGGGGAGGGGAACGUCCCAGGAAAACCCGGGAAUUCCGGGAAUUUCUGGAAUUCUGGAGCUGGGAGGUUUGGCGGGAAAUCUGGGAAUUCCGCUGGGAAAUCCGGGAAUUCCAGGAAGAAUCGCAGCAGCUCCAAAGGCAAUGCCAAGGGGAAAAGCAGUGGGAAUUCUGGGAAUUUCAAAAUCGGGAAUUCCCAGAAAUCUGGGAUCGGGAAUUCCCAAAAAUCUGGGAUAGGGAAUUCCCAGAUUUCCAACGUCGGGAAUUCCCGGAUUUCCGGGAUGAGGAUUUCCCAGAAUUCAGGGAUUGGUGAGAAUUCCCAGAUUUCCAAUGCUGGGAAUUCCCAAGACUCCGAGCUUGGGAUUUCCCCGAAUUCUGGGAUUUCUGGGCUUGGGAAUUCCCAGAAUUCCGAGCGUGGAAAUUCCCAGACUUCUGAGGCUGAGAAUGCCAAGAUUGGUGUGAAUUCCCGGAUUUCCAACAGUGAGAAUUCCCAGAAUUCCAGCGGUGAGAAUUCCCAGGAUUCCAAGCUCAGGAAUUCCCCGGUUUCCGGGGUUGGUGGGAAUUCCCAGGUCGGGAAUUCCGGGAAUUCCAGGCCCGGGGAAUUCCGGGUGCUGCUGGCGGGGGUGCGGCCGCGCCUGCGGCUCCCCCUGGGCUGCGCCUUCUUCCGCAGCGGGAGCAGAUCCCGGAAAAAACCGGGAAAAUCCCAACAAACCCCGGGGGAGCCGCCCCAGGAACCGCCGGGAACGGCGCGGAAACUUCCGGAAGCGGCCGGAAGCCAGGAGGGGAAGGAAAACCGGGAAUGCUCCGAGGGAACCCCCGGGAAAAACGGCCGGGAUUGCCACGGGAAGGAGGAAUCCUCUGGAACGUGCCCGGAUUCCCAGGAUCCCCCGGCCCAGCAGGAAUCGGGCUCUCCGUGCCCGGCCGGGCUCUUCCCGAUUUUCCUGCCCAGCAGGAGGAGGCCCCUGGAGGAGCUCCCGGCUCCCUUCGGCCCCUCUGGAAAAGCUCCCAGGAAAUCCCGGGAAUCCUCGUGGGAUCAGCUGAUCAUUGACGCGGGGCAGCAGGGGCUGGGUCCCCGGCAGUGCGGAUCCUGCGGGAUGCUCUUCGCUCCCGGCGUUCCCGAGGAUCGGCUCCAGCACCUGCGGCACCACCGGAGGCUGCGGCAGGCCCUGAGACACCCGGGCUGGAAGCAGGAGCGCGUGGUGGCGGAAUUCUGGGAUGGGAGAAUCCUCCUGAUCCUUCCUGAGGAUCCCAGAUACGCCCUCAGGAAGGCCGAGGAGGUUUUGGCGGUGGUGGAUUCCGAGCUGGGUUUCCCGGAGCAUUCCCGGCCGUUCCCGGAGCAUUCCCGGCUGUACCUGUUCGUCAGCCCCGGGCAGUGCGUGCUCGGCUGCCUCGUGGCCCAGCCCAUCCGACAGGCAUUCCGGGUGCUGCCGGAGCCGGGCCUGGCGCCAUUACCGGACCCCCGGGACCCCCAGCAUUCCCAGGACCGGGAGCAUUCCCGGGGGGAUUCCCGGGAUCCGUGGGCGCGGGCCUGGCGCUGCUCGCUGUGCCCGGAGCCGGCCGUGUGCGGGAUCAGCCGGCUCUGGGUGCUGGGGGCGCGGCGGCGCCGCGGCAUCGCCCGCAGGAUGAUGGACUGCCUCCGGCGCACCUUUGUCUUCGGGGCGGUGCUGAAUUCCCGGGAUUUGGCCUUUUCCGACCCCACCUUGGACGGGAGAGGCUUCGCCGCGCGCUACUGCGGCCGCCACGACUUCCUGGUCUACAGCCCCCUGCAGCACGGCCCACAGCCGGGAUCACCACCGGGAUCUGCUCCGGCAUCCGCACUGGGAUCCACGGCACUGGGAUCGGAUCCGGGAUCAGCACCGGGAUCUGCACUGGGAUCCACGGCACCGGGAUCGGCUCCGGGAUCAGCCACACCAGGACUGGCACCGGGAUCCACUCUGGGAUCAGCACCGGGAUCCACAGCUCCGGGAUCAGCUCCGGGAUCCACAGCUCCGGGAUCCACUCUGGGAUCAGCACCGGGAUCCCCAGCUCCGGGAUCAGCACCAGGAUCCACAGCUCCGGGAUCCACAGCUCCGGGAUCCACUCCGGGAUCAGCACCAGGAUCCACAGCUCCGGGAUCAGCUCCAGGAUCCACAGCUCCGGGAUCCACACCAGAAUCAGCUCCGGGAUCCACUCUGGGAUCAGCACCGGGAUCCACAGCACCAGGAUCAGCACCGGGAUCAGCACCGGGAUCACCAGGAUCACUGGGAUCCAUGGCUCUGGGAUCAUCGGGAUCGGCACCGGGAUCAGCACCAGGAUCCACGCUGGGAUCAGCAGCAGGAUCCGGACUGGGAUCAGCACUGGGAUCCACACCGGGAUCACCAGGAUCCACACCAGGAUCGGCAGGAUUGGGAUCAGGAUCAGCAGGAUCGGGAUCAGCACUGGGAGCAGCGGAAGCAGCGGGAUUGGGAUCAGCAGGAUCGGGAAUCCUUCCCUAAAUCCCUCCCAAAUCCUCCAUUCCCUUGGCAAUCCCUCCUUUCCCUUGGGAACGCUUCCUGUGCUGGGAUCCUUCCCUAAAAUCCCAAACCUUCCCUUCAUCCCUUUGGAAUCUUUCCCUCCCUUGGGAAUCCUUCAUUCCUUCCUUUCCCUUGGGACUCUUUCCCUAAAUCCCUCCCAAAUCCCUCGUUCCCUUGGCAAUCCCUCCCUUUGGGAAUCCUUCAUUCCCUUGGGAAUCUUUCCCUUUCCCUUCCCAAACCUUCCCUUCUCCUUUUCCUGGCAUCCUUCCCUUCCUUUCCUUGGGAAUGCUGAGCUCCCUUGGAAUCCAUUCCUUCCCUUGGGAAUCCCUCAUUCCCUCGGGAACCCUUCCCUAAAUCCCUCCCACAUCCUUCAUCCCCUUGGAAUCUCUCCUUUCUUUGGGAAUCUUUCUCUUCCCAUGGGAAUCCUUCCCUAAAUCCCUUCCAGAUCCUUCAUUCCCUUGGGAAUGUUUCCCUUGCUUGGGAAUGCUGAGCUCCCUCGGGAAUCCUUCCCUGGAUCCCUUCCCAACCUUCCCAAAUCCUUCAGUCCCUUCGGAAUCCUUCCCUUGGGAAUCCCUCAUUCCCGUCCUUUCUUUGGGAUUCCUUCCCUUGGGAAUUCUUUCCCUUGGGAAUCCUUCCCUGAAUCCCGGCUCAAUCCUUCCCUUUCCUCAGGAAUCCUUCGUUCUGUCCCUCCUUCCCUCGGGAAUCCCUCCCUGGAUCCCUUCCCUCCCCCAUCCUUCGUUCCCUUGGGAAUCCCUCACUCCCUUCCUUUCUUUGGGAAUUUUUUUCUUCCCUUCCCUUGGGAAUUCUUUCCUUUCUGGAAUCUUUCCCUUCCCUUUCCAUGGGAAUCCUCCCUUGGGAAUCCCUCACUCCCUUCCUUUCUUUGGGAAUCUUUCCCUUCCCUUCCCUUGGGAAUUCUUCCCUUUCUGGAAUCUUUCCCUUCCCUUUCCAUGGGAAUCCUUCCCCAAAUCCCUCAUUCCCUUGGGAAUCCUUCCCUUGGGAAUCCCUCAUUCCCUUCCUUUCUUUGGGAAUCUUUCCCUUCCUUCCCUUGGGAAUUCUUCCUCUCCUGGGAUCGUUCCCUUCCCUUUCCAUGGGAGUCCUUCAUUCCCUUGGGAAUCCUUCCCAAAUCCCUCUGGAUCCUUCAUUCCCUUGGGAAUGUUUCCCUCCCUUGGGAAUGCUGAGCUCCCUUGGGAAUCUUUCCCUUUCCCUUCCCUUGGGAAUCCUUCCCCAGAUCCAUUCCUUAAAUCCCUUCCCUAAAUCCUUCAUUCCCUUGGGA